AUGGAGGAACCUGCAGAGCCGGUAGUACAGCGACCAACGUAUCCCACACCACGAUCAAUACUUCGUCGGGCUGAAACCGUCGAUAUCGACAGGGAUCGAACGUUGAUAUCGACCUUAGAGACUCGACCGAGGACGGGGAUGACUAACGCAGCUCAGAUCGAGGGAACGUUUCCCAAUCCAGAGGAGAGUCACCCAUCUACACCACCGACAAACUCCAACGCCGGUCGGUAUCGGAGCGGCGAUGCUGGGGGCGGCAGGAUAAAUCUCGGCGUAAAAUCCCCGAUCUUCCCGACUGAGGGCGUCGAACUACGUGACCCGUCGGCGGAAAGAGCAACAGCGACCACCCCACAGAAUGCCGAGGCUGAGGAUGAGAUAUCUUACCAUGAGAGUGGUGAUCUCUCAGCUGAAGAUCUCGAAGGAAACCUAGCCGUCCUUCCCAAAACUCCGAUCUCGACGACCGCGAAGGUCAGCAUCGAGGAUCUGCAGGGGGAAGAUUCCGGAUCGGCCACACGCGAGGAGAUCGAGAAGCUCCGACAGAUCAUUUGGAAGAAGCAACACCUCCUGAUUGACAAAGGAAAUGCCCUACCUCUGGCGGCCUGGUGCGUUGGUCUCCUGGCAGCCGAGAUCAUCCGACCCUCGACAUCACCAUGGGCCUCACCGAUCGUGAUCGUUCAGAAGAGUAACGGUGUGGAUAUCAGAUUGUGCAUCGAUUACAAGCUGGUAAACAGCCUCACGAGGCUGAUGGUCUACCCUAUGCCCCUGAUCAGCGAUCUACUGGAGGAUCUGGACAAAGCACUAUGGUACUGCUCGUUAGACAUGGCCAGCGGUUUCUGGAUCGUGCCCAUGACGGAUCGAGCUCGCGAGAUCUCAUCAUUUAUGCAAUCGUUCCUGGGU
Phytophthora megakarya is the source of this 894-nucleotide messenger RNA. The record is from the annotation of a GenBank genome assembly. Lineage: Eukaryota; Oomycota; Peronosporomycetes; Peronosporales; Peronosporaceae.